This is a messenger RNA of Scutellospora calospora, 270 nucleotides long. The record is from the annotation of a GenBank genome assembly. Lineage: Eukaryota; Fungi; Glomeromycota; Glomeromycetes; Diversisporales; Gigasporaceae.
AUAAUAAUUCAAACAAACGCUCAUCCGAGGCACCCAAGACAUCCUAAAAAAUACUCAAAACACCAGAGAUGCGAAUCGACUACUGCUGAGCUUGAUCAAAGUACUCCUACUAAUGAGCUUGAUCAAACCACUCUUACUAAUGAUCUUGAUCAAAGUACCCCUACUAAUGAUCUUGAUCAAAGUACUCCUACUAAUGAGUUUGAUCAAAGUACUCCUAUCCAUACGUCAAAUUGUCGCACGGUCUGCCCUUGUGACAAUUCUCCAGGAAAA